Messenger RNA from Chelonoidis abingdonii (Abingdon island giant tortoise), 1556 nucleotides. It is a transcript of the gene PPIC, whose product is annotated as peptidylprolyl isomerase C. Gene Ontology annotation, biological process: protein peptidyl-prolyl isomerization; protein folding. Gene Ontology annotation, cellular component: intracellular membrane-bounded organelle; cytoplasm. Gene Ontology annotation, molecular function: peptidyl-prolyl cis-trans isomerase activity; cyclosporin A binding. The record is from RefSeq and is a predicted model, not a curated record. Lineage: Eukaryota; Metazoa; Chordata; Testudines; Testudinidae.
AGCCCCUCUCCAGCGCCGCCCCAUUAAACCCCGCCCGUGGGUGGGAAAGGGGGGAAUUGCACGCAGCACCGCUGACCCUUGUCUCAGUGUAAACCCCUCCUCUGCUGUGCACGUAGCUCAGGCUCCUCCACCCCCAGUCUGGAGCUCCCCGGUGUUUUGUGUUUUAAGCUGUAAACUCGGUCAGAGCAAUGGGGAGGGGCUGUAGUACCAUUGCUAACUUCUUGCAGCGUGUCACACAGCUCCACAGCGGAGAGACACACCCAGCCCAGCCUUGUCGAUUAAGAAAGUUGGGAGGAAAGUAGGGAAUGAUCGUGGUGUUCUUUGAUGUGAAGAUUGGAGAGAGAGAGAUUGGCAGAAUUGUAAUUGGCUUGUUUGGAAAAGUUGUCCCAAAGACUGUUGAGAACUUCAUUGCACUGGCAACUGGGGAAAAAGGAUAUGGGUACAAAGGAAGUAAAUUUCAUCGUGUGAUCAAAGAUUUCAUGAUUCAAGGUGGAGACUUCACAGCUGGAGAUGGAACUGGAGGAACAAGUAUCUAUGGAGAGAGGUUUCCAGAUGAGAACUUUAAACUCAAGCACUAUGGAAUUGGAUGGGUCAGCAUGGCUAAUUCUGGUCCAGAUACCAAUGGUUCUCAGUUCUUCAUCACUGUGACAAAACCUUCCUGGUUGGAUGGAAAACAUGUAGUAUUUGGUAAAGUCAUUGAUGGAAUGUCUGUGGUGCACACUGUAGAACUUCAGCAGACGGAUGAACAUGACCGCCCUCUUCAAGACUGUGUGAUUGUGAACAGUGGCAAAAUAGCUGUAAAAGAACCGUUUGUAGUUGAAGUAGAGGAUUGAUGAACUUAACAGCUACCCUGGAAGAGAAAAUAUAAUGCCUUUUUCUUUUGCGGAUAAAAUUUGGGUGCAGAUAUAAAUUAUCCAGUGACUUCUUCCAUAUAAAUGCUCAGUGCUGUCAGCAAACAAUGCGGUAAACUCAGCAGUUGUAAGAAGUGCAAAACCAUCUAUGUAUUUAUGUUGAAACUUCAGGGAACCAGCACUUUUUUAAAUAUAAGGGACAUGUCACUAAAACCAGAGCUGGUCGAAAAUCAUGAAAAAUUGUUUUCAUUUUGCAGUGUUUGAAAAUGGUUUCAUUUUCUGUUUUGUCAUGAAAUUUUCCACAUUUGUUACUAGCAUUUUCAUUGAAAUCCGUAUAUACUGAAAAACAGAUCUUUGAUAAACAAAUUUUCAAAUGAUUUAUGUAAGAAUUUUAGUAAAAUCAUGCAAAAUUUUGUGAAAAGCAGAUUUUGAUUUCAAUGAUACAUUUUUCAAAAAAGUUUUUGGAAAAAGGCCAUUUUUCAUCAAAAUAAUUCUAGGUGAAAAAUCUCAACUAGAUCUACUAAAUACACAUUGGUGCAGCUUUUUCCAUCUCUAGUAUUUGUGACCUUAUCAGUUCAAAUCCAUCUCCUGAAAGUACAGAUCAAGUUUUUCCCUUUUCCAGAUAAAGGCUAUAUUAAAUAAAAGAUUUAGCCAAGACACAGCAAUCACUUUGUAUAAACAAACUAUGGUUAUAGUAACUCAUUU